AUGUCGAACUCCAAGUUGGAAGACACUGGAUCUCCGUCUCGCACAGGUUUGCAUAAUCCAUAUCCCUUAUCAUCGGUCAUAUCUUACAAGUUUUUAUCUCCAUCAUUUAGAGCAUUUACCACUUCUAUCUCCAUCCAUACCGAACCCAAGUCACACAUUCAAGCUCUCAAAGGCCCUAUCUGGCGUGAGGCGAUGGAGCAAGAACUCACUGCUUUAGAGACUAAUGAAACAUGGUCCAUCGUUGACUUACCUCCUGGCAAGAAACCGAUUGGUUGCAAAUGGAUUUUUCGCAACAAAUUCAAAGCUGACAGAUCUGUUGAACAUGCUAAAGCACGCUUGGUGGCGAAGGGCUUCACUCAGCGUAAAGGAAUAGAUUUUCACGACACUUUUUCUCCUGUUGCAAAGAUGAUUUCCAUUCGUACUUUGCUUGCUGUAGCUGCCAUAAAAGGAUGGGAUUUGCAGUAG
Pistacia vera is the source of this 465-nucleotide messenger RNA. RefSeq lists its product as uncharacterized. The coding region runs from base 1 to 465 and encodes 154 amino acids. Lineage: Eukaryota; Viridiplantae; Streptophyta; Magnoliopsida; Sapindales; Anacardiaceae. The record is from RefSeq and is a predicted model, not a curated record. The transcript has a single exon.